CCCGAAAUUUUUUUUUUCUUUUACAACGUUGUGACAGCUUCUUGUGUCCGCUGUGCACCGUUGGGCUUUCAGUAACAAACACUAAAAGAAUUUUCGACGGCCGAAUAGCAAUCAGUAUACACAAUCAUGGCUAUUGCACGACCAAGCUUAUCCGAGCACACCAGAAUAUCAAGUCGAACAGAGAUUUUUGAAAGUGAGGAGGUCAUUGAGUCAAAUAUCGUGGAACAAGAUGCAGAGAAAAUGGAUGCACUCAUGAAGAGUCUCAUGGGAGGCUUAGUGGAAGAAGAGACAGCUGAACCGAUGGCAACGGACAGUGAACAUAAAGACGAAGAUGACGGUGCAGAUGCUGCUGCUUUCGCUUUUCGAUUAUUCUCUAGCAAACCGGUAUCAAGUAUUAGUAUUCGUGAACCAGAAGACACAACAGACAUGCUCGCGAAAUCAGUAGCCGAUCAGCAAAAGGUGGAUCAUGAUGAAGACGAUCCUGAAUUUGUGGCCUUAAUACAGGCUUCUGCCAUCAGUUACAAUGAUAUCCUCGACCAAUCCGGUUGGGCUUAUCCCGCAAUGCGACUGCCUCAUCGUGUGCUGCAUAUUUCUCAGGAGGAAUCGCCCGCCGCCGGAACGAAAGAAAAGAAGAAACGUAAAAGCAAAAAGUGCCGGGAUUUUGAGAAGGCGGUGCGUGAAGGAAGAAUCAAACUUAAACCGGCCAUGAGAAAUCCAGCAACACCCGGCGGAUGGCCUGGCUGGCCAGGUCAUCGAACGCCGUGUGCCAUUAUCACAGAUAUUACUUCCCAAUUGAAACGGCGGAAACGCGGUUCAGGUCCCAACAUGCGAGGUCGAGGUGCACCCAGAGGAGGAGGACGUGGAGCGGCUCGAGGAUCAGGCAGAGGGAACGGAAGAGGCCGACCUUUCCAACGGCAUUAAUUUGGUGAUUGUUUCAAUUUUUUCCCUUUUCUUUUGCAAUAUCAUCAAAUACAAUUGUAAUAUAAUAUACUCAUGAUGAACAAAGCAGUCGUCAUCCCCCCUGUCAAACAAGAGCAUCAUUUUUCUUUGCACACAGAGAACAGCAAAUAAACAUGAACAACCACGCAUUUGCAGUCAGAAC
Messenger RNA from Radiomyces spectabilis, 1102 nucleotides. RefSeq lists its product as uncharacterized. The transcript is spliced from 2 exons. NCBI's taxonomy places the organism in Eukaryota, Fungi, Mucoromycota, Mucoromycetes, Mucorales, Radiomycetaceae. The record is from RefSeq and is a predicted model, not a curated record. The coding region runs from base 127 to 921 and encodes 264 amino acids.